This is a messenger RNA of Choloepus didactylus (southern two-toed sloth), 1845 nucleotides long. It is a transcript of the gene GABRD, whose product is annotated as gamma-aminobutyric acid type A receptor subunit delta. The coding region runs from base 90 to 1448 and encodes 452 amino acids. The record is from RefSeq and is a predicted model, not a curated record. Gene Ontology annotation, biological process: chemical synaptic transmission; nervous system process; signal transduction. Gene Ontology annotation, cellular component: GABA-A receptor complex; synapse; membrane. Lineage: Eukaryota; Metazoa; Chordata; Mammalia; Pilosa; Megalonychidae. The transcript has 9 exons. Gene Ontology annotation, molecular function: GABA-A receptor activity; extracellular ligand-gated monoatomic ion channel activity; neurotransmitter receptor activity.
CGCCCGGGCCGCCGCCGCCGCCGCCCGCUCGGCAACUUCGCCGGCGCCCUGGUCCCCGCGCCGCCCGCCCCGUCCCGCGCGCCGAGGCCAUGGACGCGGCGGCCUGGCUGCUGCCCCCGCUGCUCCUGCUCUGCGCGCUGCAGCCCCGCGGCACCAGAGCCAUGAACGACGUCGGCGACUACGUCGGUUCCAAUCUGGAGAUCUCCUGGCUCCCCAACCUGGACGGCCUGAUCGAGGGCUACGCCCGGAACUUCCGGCCGGGCAUCGGAGGGCCCCCCGUGAACGUGGCCCUUGCCCUGGAGGUGGCCAGCAUCGACCACAUCUCAGAGGCGAACAUGGAGUACACCAUGACCGUGUUCCUGCACCAGAGCUGGAGGGACAGCAGGCUGUCCUACAACCACACCAACGAGACCCUGGGCCUCGACAGCCGCUUUGUGGACAAGCUCUGGCUGCCCGACACCUUCAUCGUCAACGCCAAGUCCGCCUGGUUCCACGACGUCACGGUGGAGAACAAGCUCAUCCGCUUGCAGCCUGACGGGGUGAUUCUGUACAGCAUCCGAAUCACCUCCACGGUGGCCUGCGACAUGGACCUGGCCAAGUACCCCAUGGACGAGCAGGAGUGCGUGCUGCACCUGGAGAGCUACGGCUACUCCUCCGAGGAUGUUGUCUACUACUGGUCGGAAAACCAGGAGCGGAUCCACGGGCUGGACAAGCUGCAGCUGGCGCAGUUCACCCUCACCAGCUACCACUUCACCACCGAGCUGAUGAACUUCAAGUCGGCCGGCCAGUUCCCGCGGCUCAGCCUGCACUUCUGCCUCCGGAGGAACCGUGGCGUCUACAUCAUCCAGUCGUACAUGCCGUCCGUCCUCCUGGUGGCCAUGUCCUGGGUCUCCUUCUGGAUCAGUCAGGCUGCCGUGCCCGCCAGGGUGUCUCUGGGGAUCACCACGGUGCUGACCAUGACGACGCUGAUGGUCAGUGCCCGCUCGUCCCUCCCGCGGGCGUCGGCCAUCAAGGCGCUGGACGUGUACUUCUGGAUCUGUUACGUCUUCGUGUUUGCGGCGCUGGUGGAAUACGCUUUCGCCCACUUCAACGCAGAUUACAGGAAGAAGCAGAAGGCCAAGGUCAAGGUCACCAAGCGGACGGCCGAGGUCGACGUGAAGCGCGCCAUCGUGCUGUUCUCGCUCUCCGCCGCCGGCGUCAGCCAGGAGCUGGCCGUGUCCAAGCGGCCGGGCCGCGUCCCCGGCAACCUCCUGGGCUCCUACAGGUCGGUGGAGGUGGAGACGGGGGCGACGAGGAAGCCAGCGGGACCCUGCCUGGGGGGCCAGGGGGGCCUCCGAGCGCUUCUCAAGCCCAUCGACGCAGACACCAUCGACAUGUACGCCCGGGCCGUGUUCCCGGUGGCCUUCGCGGCCGUCAACGUCGUCUACUGGGCGGCCUACACCCUGUGAGGCCGGGCCGCACCCGCAGGGGAGCCCUGGAGACGAGCCCCCGGCCCCGGCUGUGUGCCCACUCCCACCCCCACCGAGGGACCCGCCCUGGGCCUCCCCGCGGCCUCUGGCGGAGAAGCCUGGGGUGGCGCAGAGCCCCUUGUCCAGCCCCCGCCCGCGGCGCCCGAGCCCCCGGCUGAGUGAGGCGGAGGCCCCUGGGGAGCGGGGAAUUUUUAGACUCCGACGUGCUCCUGUUUUCGAGGACUUUGCUUCUCUGGAAUCAGGAUCAGAGAGCGGAAGGAGGCCAGGCAGGGCCUUUUGCCUUUUUUAAACUGUGCUCGUUAUCUUCUCGGCGGACGGCGCAGAGCUGCCGGGAGGGCGCCUGGGUCCCCGCAUGGAAUAAAGCCCCCGGCCGGCG